GUCAGAUUUUUUCGCGCGCAUUCGACUGAUUUGCGAAAUCUGUGGACAUGCCGCGAUCGUUUCUAGUAAAAAGCAAGAAGGCGGCGACGCACCACGAAUUCGCCGAGGUGGGAAGUGCGUUCACCGUGGUCACGCCGAAGCAUCGCAGAGAAGAGGGCGGCCCGAUGCCCGUCCGACCUCCGCACUCGCCGUACGCGGCCGCCACGUUCCCGUCGUCGCAGCUGCCGUGCGCCGUGUUCGACGGCAUGCUUCCGAUGAAGCUGUGUCAGGAGAAUCUUGUCGCCGUCGCCGGCAGCUCGGCGCCCAUAUUUCCGUGGGUGUCCGACCACGGACUGUACCACCAGGCGUACGUCGCUCUGGGAACCAGCCUGCAACAAUAUCAGACGAGCGACCACAUGAACGAACUGCUGAAGCAAUCGCAAGGACGUAUGAGCUAUACCGACAUCUACCGAAGCUACUAUCAAGCAACCGACUUCAAACACAUUCUAAAAACGCUCAGCAUCGAACAGCCCCAUCUGUAUGGCGGUGGCAUCCCCGCUGGUUACGCCACCUACCUGGACGCCUACUUCAAACCGGACAAGAUGCCGGCGGAGAACACGAAGGAGAAUGACGCGACGAAGGACAACGGCAGCGUCAGCGUCAGCGUCAGCGGCGGCCCCGAAACCUACUCUUGCGUCAAAUGCAAGAAGAUGUUCAGCACGCCGCACGGACUCGAGGUGCAUGUGCGGCGGUCACACAGUGGCAAACGCCCGUUCGCCUGCGAUGUGUGCAAUAAGACAUUCGGCCACGCAGUGUCGCUCAGUCAACACAGGAUCGUUCACUCCCAGGAGAAGACGUUCUCGUGCAAGCAAUGUGGCAAGUCGUUCAAGCGCUCGUCGACGCUCUCCACACACCUACUCAUCCACUCGGACACGCGGCCGUACCCGUGCGAGUACUGCGGCAAGCGAUUCCACCAGAAGUCCGACAUGAAGAAGCAUACGUACAUUCACACCGGUGAGAAACCGCACAAGUGCUUGGAAUGCGGCAAGGCGUUCAGUCAAUCGUCCAAUCUGAUCACGCACAGCCGAAAGCACACGGGCUUCAAGCCGUUCGCCUGCGCCAUCUGCGGCCGCGCCUUCCAGCGCAAGGUCGACCUGCGUCGCCACAGCGAGACGCAGCACGCGGCGGGCAUUGACGGCGUCGCACUGAGCGGCGCGCCGACGCACAGCGUCAACGUCAGCGUCAACGUCAACGUCAACCCGGCGAUCACGCACCGGCCGUACGCGGACGUCGUCGGCGAGCCGCCGGAGAAGACGUCGCUGUUCAGUCCGCCGCCGUCGCUCACCCGUCAGCCGGGGCCACCGAAGGCGUUUAUGUCGCCCGUCGUGCAGCAGUCGCUGUUCCCGAGUCCGCAACGACUCGCAGAUCCGUUCUACAUGCGUCGCACCGAGCCGAGCAUGAUGCUGGCCGAGCACAAGGCGCUACGACCCGCCGAAAUCGCGCUGGAACGGCGCGCCUUCGGCCGACCUUUCCCGGAGGAGCGACCGCCACAGAUGGCGCCACCAUCGCACGCCGACUACGAGCAAAUGGCGCCCGAGACGCGAGGUUCGCCCACCGACGAGAUGAGAAGGCGAACGCCGUGCGGCGUACCGUCGCCGCGAGCAGAAGCGAGACAAUGCGGCCUCCAUAGCGCGUAGUCUCGAUCACUCGCGACAGGUUGGCGUUUACCGAGUUUGACCUUUAACGGUUUUCUACAAGAUACUCAAUCUAAAGACACUGUAUCGGACGCGUGUAUCAUAGGUGUUGCGCUGAGAGUCUGACGAUGAUGCAGUGAGAAAAAAUUUUAAAGACGCGUUCGACGUUAUGUAUUAUUUUUAUUCCUAUAGCCGUGAGUUAGCUGCCGAAUAUUCACUCCCCGCGCGGUUACGGCAUUAAUUACUCCCGUUACGUUCUUGGCGGAAAUAUCUUAAUGCAUGUGUGCAGAUCUCUUCAAUACUUCGCCAGCUCUAACACUAAAUGCGAACGAAUUGACUUCGUUGCAAACGUACUACGUUUAAUAUAAAUGUGAUUUAUGAGUUACGUGGCCUGCUAAGGUAUCUGGCCUAAUUUCGCUUCUCGUGUUGUGUCAGCAUAAUGUCACCCUGCAGAUAUCUAUAUCGCUGAUAUUCAGUAUGAGCACUGCAUAGGAGAGUUGACGAAUGUUUUAAGGCAGGUCCACGAAUGUUGUAUUAUUCCAUACCUACCGCGAACAUUAAAUAGAACGCCUCGUUAGCAUGGACAAGUUUAACUGUGGAUGGUCCUAGUCGGAAACACCGUUGGGUCAAGGGCUAAAUAGACAGAUGUACAAAAUUAUAUCUCCUGCUUAAAUACAAUAAUAGAAAACUGUUAAUGUCGCGUGUGGGUGGUGAGAGUUAACAGGUUACAAUUUUCGGUAAAUAUAAUGCUCUUGGGCAGAUUACUUUACCUUUGCCCUUUAAGUAUAUAAAUAGUGUGUAUGUAUAUAAUUAUAUAUAGGUUUGCGCGUGCGUGUGUGUGUGCGUGUGUGUGUGUGUGUGCGUGUGUGUGUAAUGUUGUGACAUCACGAUUAUGAGAUAUUAUCUACAUACACAAUAUUACGUGAGUUAUGAAAUUAGGACAUAAGUAAUGUGCAAAGUUAUUGAUCUUAAAAUAUUGUUACUUUAAUUUAUUUGGUAUGAAGUUUGCUGUGAGUUUGACUUUUAUGAUUAAAGUUUUUAAAACUGAAAAUACC
Messenger RNA from Priapulus caudatus, 2728 nucleotides. RefSeq names its product zinc finger protein Gfi-1b-like. Gene Ontology annotation, molecular function: DNA-binding transcription factor activity; RNA polymerase II cis-regulatory region sequence-specific DNA binding. Gene Ontology annotation, biological process: regulation of transcription by RNA polymerase II. The coding region runs from base 48 to 1676 and encodes 542 amino acids. The record is from RefSeq and is a predicted model, not a curated record. The transcript has 5 exons. NCBI's taxonomy places the organism in Eukaryota, Metazoa, Priapulida, Priapulimorpha, Priapulimorphida, Priapulidae.